This is a messenger RNA of Syzygium oleosum, 663 nucleotides long. RefSeq lists its product as uncharacterized. The record is from RefSeq and is a predicted model, not a curated record. The transcript has a single exon. Bases 118 to 534 code for a protein of 138 amino acids. NCBI's taxonomy places the organism in Eukaryota, Viridiplantae, Streptophyta, Magnoliopsida, Myrtales, Myrtaceae.
ACUCUCGUUUCCAUAUAGCGGCGUCGGAGUGCUCAACGUCCUCGUGUCACCUCCGGCGACGGCGACGGCGACGGCGAGUUCCUUAACCGCGACGAACCAAGAUCUCUCUCAUCGGAGAUGAUCGGCGACGUAGAAAAGAUGGUCGCCGUCGGCCUUGUCUGGGGCGCCACCAACGCCCUCAUGCGGCGGGGCGCGAUCCUUUGGGACCAGUCCCUCAAGUCGCCGCCGCCGCCCGCCGGGCCCCAACACCACCGCAAGAUCCACCGGAGGGUCCUCGCCUCGCUCGAGAGCUGGCUCGGCCUCAUCUUGAUCUGGCAGUACUCGGUCCCUUUCUUGAUCAACCUCUCGGCCUCCGCCACGUUCUUCGCCAUCCUGAGCCACGCGCCGAUCUCUCUCGCCGUGCCCGUGACCAACGCGACCACGUUCGCCGCCACCGCGGUCUGCGGCGCGGUCCUCGGCGAGGAGACCCGCUUGGGUCACGCGGUUCUGGGUACGGGUCUUAUUGUUCUCGGUGUCUGGCUUUGUAUCUCGUGAAUGUCUGGCUUUGUAUCUCGUGGAAUACGAUGAAGCUAUUAUUUCUCGCUUAUCAGAUCAAAUUUUGCGUCUGUUGUUUGUAUUUAUGCUCUGUUUCAGCUCAAUUGAACCAUUUUAGUUUUUUCGCUC